UCACAGCCUCCAGCAGCCUGAACGCUUUUCAUCUGUCGGCUCCACUCCAAAGUAAUCCGCUUCAAGAGCAAGCAGGCAGAUGCCAAAGGGAUCUUCUGAGAAGACAGACCCUUUCCACCGGAGGCGACUGCCAAGGUUGGUAAGAAGAUUGACAAUUGAAUGAACUCAGAAGAAAAUUUGACUGAGAUAGCUUGAUGAUUGAGACUAUGAAACAAGAGGAAGAAUGCUUAUGGAUUUAAAAUUAUUGUAUUUAUCCAGUUGUUAUGGUCCAAGGAAUCCUAGGAGAUUAAUUUGUUCAGUCACUAUUUGCACAGCUACAAAAAUUUGGUUCUGAUGCAGCUGAGAAAAAUGCAGUCCAUUAAAAGCGAACAGGCACUUGCUGAUACAAGUAGCAAUGUGGACAAAAUUAUGGUACUUAAUUCCACAUUAACCGACGUAUCUGAUGACUUAAGCGGUGAAGACAUGCUACUAAAUGAAGGAAGUAUUGGAAAAAACAAAUCUUCAGCAUGCCGGAGAAAAAGGGAAUUCAUUCCUGAUGAAAAGAAAGAUGCUAUGUACUGGGAAAAAAGGCGGAAAAAUAAUGAAGCUGCCAAAAGGUCCCGUGAAAAACGGCGACUGAAUGACCUUGUGUUAGAGAACAAACUAAUUGCACUGGGAGAAGAAAAUGCCACUUUGAAAGCUGAGUUACUUUCACUGAAGCUAAAGUUUGGUUUAAUUAGCUCUGCAGCAUAUGCCCAAGAAGUUCAGAAGCUCAGUAACUCAACAGCUGUGUAUUUUCAGGAGUAUCAGAAUUCCAAAUCAAGCAUUAAUUCUUUCACUGAUGAACAUGAUCCAAAUAUGGUGGGCAGUAGUUGUAUAUCUGUCAUUAAGCACUCACCACAAAGCUCUUUAUCUGAUGUAUCUGUUUCAUCAGUAGAUCCUGCUAAGACAACUCCUAUACAAACUAAUUGCAGAAAUCCUGAAAAUAAGUUCCAGAUCAUCAAACAGGAGCCAAUGGAGAUGGAAAACUAUUCAAGAGAUCCACGAGAUGAAAGAAGCUCCUAUGCGUCAUCCAUGUAUCAAAACUACAUGGGAAGCAAUUUCAGCGGGUAUUCACAUUCCCCUCCUCUUUUGCCAGUUAACAGAUCCUCCAGUAACUCUCCAAGAACUUCAGAGGCAGAUGAAGGUGUUGUAGGAAAGUCGUCAGAUGGAGAAGAUGAGCAACAGGUUCCUAAAGGCCCAAUCCACUCCCCGGUUGAACUUAAAAACACCCAUGCCACAGUCAAAGUUCCAGAGGUGAGCUCUUCUGCACUACCUCACAAGCUUAGGAUUAAGGCCAAGGCCAUGCAAAUCAAAGUGGAAUCAUUAGACAAUGAAUUAGACACUGCUCAGAAACUGUCAACUCCAAUUGACAUGUCAUCUAAAAGACAUUUUGAACUUGAAAAAAACGGUGUACAAAAUACGGUACACACUUCCCACACUCCUUUCUCUGUUCAAGUGACUAACAUCCAGGACUGGUCUCUGAAGCCAGAACACUGGCACCAUCAAAAAGAACUCACUGACAAAAUUGAGACUGCCUGCAAAACUGGAGUGGUUGAGGUUAAAGACAAUUCCUACAAGGUGUCUGAGGCAGAGAACUUGUAUUUGAAGCAGGGCAUAGCAAAUUUGUCUGCAGAAGUAGCUUCACUUAAAAGACUUAUAACUACACAACACAUUUCUGCUUCAGAUUCUAGCUAAAUUGCUUUGGAAUGAAUGUUCAUUGUAUUAAAGGAUGUUAUUUGCAGUAGAUUGAUAUGUUUUGUAUUAUGCUGAAUUUUCACUGGACUUGUGAUGUCAAUUCACUGUAAUGUUCACAUAAUGUCUGAUGGAUAGUGUCUUUUUGUGCACAAAUGAUUAUGAUUAGAUUGUCAUUCUCACUAUGCCUUGUGUAUAGUCAAGCAGCCUGUGCAAAGGCUGUAAAUAGUGGACAUUAUUUUUCUGUCAUUCUGUUACUAUAAAUUGUGAAAGUUGCCAUUUUCAAUAAAAAAAUUGGUGACAAACACAGAAUUAGUUCGCUGUCUGUCCGUUUCUAUUGGCCUGUAAAUAGGACCCUUAAACUACAGUCCCUGCAUUAGCCUGCUCAACGCCUUUUGACAUUCAAAGUGGUUAUAAAUGAAGCACUGUAAAAUCAUUUACAUGGCAAACAAAUAUAGAAUUCCUUGGGAAUGCCUAAAAGAUCUCUAUAGAAUUGAACAGCUUGUUAAAUUAUCAUGGUCACAAAUAGGUAAUUUUAAAAAGAACUAAAAUGAACAGAAGUGUAUGAGGGGAAAAUCCAAAAUCAUAUACCUAAAGGGAAUGCAGACAACCAAUGACAAUCUUGUCAGAUCUGUAUAAUGAAAAGUCAUUUUACAAAAGGGAAUGAUGUGGUCAUCAUCAAGCUGUCAGUCUGUCUACUCUAACUGCCAGUACUUUCUUUGAAGAUUAGAGAAAGUUGCAUAGCAUCAGACUCCAACUUGCCACCUUCACAACAGUCAAUGGGCCUCAAUUUGUUGUGGAGGAAAUAAGUCUUAAAACACCCAGCGUUGUUUAUUGAUAUUAUUCAUUUAUAGUCUGUCUUUCUCAUGAAGCAGAUUUCUAUCCAAUCAGACAGCAUAAGACAUCUAAUAAACAGUGCAGUAGGAUCAGGAUUACAGAAUUGGAAAAUAAUGCAAGCAGUUUAAAAAACUGUUUAAAGGAUAACUUAAUGCAGAAAUGGGCAUCAAAGAUAGAAGGCAAUGCAAUAAAAUCAAGGUGAUCAUGUACAAUAAACACUGAAUUGAUUGCAGUCCUAUUACCUUAUGAAAACAAUGGUGAAAUAAGAAACUGUAACUUGCAUUUGUUUCUCAUACUGAAUGUAAAAGUUAAUAACUUUAUAAAGGAUUUCCCCCCUACAGUCA
Molecule: messenger RNA, 2894 nt
Organism: Sphaerodactylus townsendi
Lineage: Eukaryota; Metazoa; Chordata; Lepidosauria; Squamata; Sphaerodactylidae
Gene: NFIL3
Product: nuclear factor, interleukin 3 regulated
Exons: 2
Coding region: 334-1716 (460 amino acids)
Biological process (GO): circadian rhythm; regulation of DNA-templated transcription; DNA-templated transcription
Cellular component (GO): nucleus
Molecular function (GO): DNA binding; DNA-binding transcription factor activity
Source: RefSeq, a predicted model, not a curated record